AUGAAGCAGUACACUCGCGCUGUCGAACUGACGCUUGCUGCCUGCUUCGGACGGCUGUUUACGGCUUCCAAAUUGGGCCAGCUCUGCCACCGCCGCUGGUCGCCACAGCAACAGUGGAUCGUCGAAGACCGAGCUGCCGGUCGCCGAAACUGCUCCGACCAGGAUAGGAAAAUGGACGAGUUCGGGGACCAAUCAGGAAAGCUGAGUCUCAGUUAA
This is a messenger RNA of Clonostachys solani, 216 nucleotides long. NCBI's taxonomy places the organism in Eukaryota, Fungi, Ascomycota, Sordariomycetes, Hypocreales, Bionectriaceae. The record is from the annotation of a GenBank genome assembly.